Molecule: messenger RNA, 383 nt
Organism: Prorocentrum cordatum
Lineage: Eukaryota; Dinophyceae; Prorocentrales; Prorocentraceae
Source: the annotation of a GenBank genome assembly
GAGGAAGAGGAGAUCGCGGAGCCCAUGCGGCAGAUCCAGUGCAACCCGCCGAAGAAAGGCGCGGGGCCGGACGCCUUCUUCACCUUCGAGACGAGCAUCGGCCUCGGGGACCCCUACCAGGAGACGCGAGCUACGCCAUCAAGAAGGGGAGGGUGCAGCACCUGAACCCCGAGGCGGCGUUCAUGCCGCCCGGCAAGAUUGGCUGGUCAGUGAACAAGCUCGGUUACGAGUACAUUGACCACAAGGACACAGCCAAGGAUCCCAAGGCGAUCAAGGAGAAGUACACGGACUAUAUGCCACCCAGGCAGAUCCUGACCAACCCGCCGAAGAAGGGAGGCGGCGGCACGCUGACCCAAGGAGGUGCUCUUCGGCUUCGGUGGUGA